Molecule: messenger RNA, 2158 nt
Organism: Olea europaea var. sylvestris
Lineage: Eukaryota; Viridiplantae; Streptophyta; Magnoliopsida; Lamiales; Oleaceae
Product: ankyrin repeat-containing protein ITN1-like
Exons: 6
Coding region: 36-1844 (602 amino acids)
Molecular function (GO): protein binding
Source: RefSeq, a predicted model, not a curated record
CAAUUGUGAAGUACUUGGAGCUGCCGUCACCGCCAAUGAAUGAGACUAUUGUUUUCGUUGGUGAUGAUGAUCAUUGGAUAAAAGAUCUGAACGACGCAUUAGAUAAUGGUACGUGGGAGAGUAUCGAAAGAAUAAUCCACGAACAUCCAAAUGAAGUAUUCAAAGCCAGGCUAAAUGAAAAUGGAGAUACACUGCUCCUCUUGGCCUUCAAUAAAGGAAAAAAUGAAUUAAUCAACAAGCUGGUGGAAAAGAUUACACCAGAUUUACUGGCUGAGACCGACAUCUUUGGGAAUACAGCGCUUCACUUAGCAGCAAAACUUGGACUUGUUCAACAUGCCGAAAUGCUAGUAGGAAAAAAACGCGAAUUGCUGAAUCAUGAAAACAAAGAUGGAUUUCUGCCAAUUCAAUUAGCUGUUAGGCCAAAAGAAGAAAAUACUCGCAGUAUGACGACUUACUUGUUAGACGAAUGCAUUAAAGAUAAACAUUCCAAGCUAGUCAAUGAAGCUGCUGGUGCGGGGCUUAUGGAAUCUUUAAUAAAAGCAGGAUUUUAUGAUUUGGCUCUUAAAUUACUUAAAUUCAACAAGAAAUUGGCAUGGCGAGAGAAUUUCAGCCUUUUGGAGCAGAUGGCUCGAGAUCCGGGUGCUUUCCUAAGUGGAUGUCACAUGAGCUUUUGGCAGAUCUUAAUCUACUUCAUGCAUCCAAGUUUCAGAACUGAAACUGUUCCCCCGGAGCAGAAUGCGAGGAUGGAGCGUUCAGCAUAUGAAGUGCAAUAUAGGGACAUUCCUGCACUAAGAUUGAAGAAUCGUCUUGCAAAUGAACUAGUCGGAGAAUUAUGCUCAACUAUUAAAUCAAUGGAUAAAUCCCAAGAGAAACUUGGAAAGCCGUUACUUUUAGCGGCACAGAAUGGAAUAUUUGAGGUUGUCAUUGAAAUUCUACAUCAUGAUCCUACUGCAAUAACUUAUAAAAAUGGUCGGGGGCAUUCAAUAUUUCAUGUUGCUGUAAUGUAUCGUGAUCCAAUCAUUCUGGGCAUAGCGUUUGAAAGGAAUAAGAAACAGAAAGGGAUACACUAUCUAGAUCCUGAUGUCAGAGGAAACAAUAUAUUGCAUCUUGUGGGAUAUAAACCCCAUCAAGCUGGAAUUCUUACUAAUCAGCCUGGAGCUAUUUUUCCGAUGCGGGAGGAACUUCAGUGGUUUGUGCAUGUGUCCGCGCUUGUAACGCCUCAAGAAUGUACUGCGGAGAAUAAUGGUCUUAAGAUACCGUUUAGCAUCUUCGUAGAAGAGCAUGCCGAAAUGGCUGAAAAAGAAAUUGAAUGGAUGACAGCUAUGGCAUCUGCCAGCUCAGUUGCAGCAUCACUCGUUGCCACAGUGGCAUUUGCCGCCGCAUUCCAAGUACCUGGAGGAAACAGUAACAAUGGCAUACCCAAUUUCUCCAAUGAAACUUCCUUCAAAGUCUUUGCAAUUUCAGACGCUCUUGCGCUUUUCUUUUCUAUCACUAGCGUUCUAUCCUUCUUAUCCAUUUUCACCUCCCGCAAUGGAGUUCAUGAUUAUCUUCGUGCCAGACCCUCCACAGUGAUCAUAGUUGGUCACAUUGCGUUGCUCAUAUCUUUCAUUUAUUUAAUAAUUGCCUUUAGUUCUACGUUAUUCCUUAUAUUUGCUAAACAAAAUGAGCGGUUUCUCAUACCAAUAAUCAUCGUCUCUUGCAUACCGGUGAUCUUGUAUGGCAAAUUUCAUCUUCAUUCCUUGUUUGCUAUGAUCAAAUCCACUUUUAUGAAAGGAUUGCUUUUUCGUAGAAUUUUAAUUACAGUGUAUGCUAUAAUAUUAACUCGUAUGAAAUUAAGGACUUAGUAUUGUGAUUUGAGUCAAAAAAUCUCGUUGAUUUUGUGUUCAAGUUUUAAUUUGGUUGUUCAGUUUGAUGAGUCCGUUCGGUUGUGUAACUUGAUGAGUCUGUUUUAAGUCCAUGUUUUAAUUUGGUUGUUUAGUUUGAUGAGUCUGUUUGGAGGUAGAUCAAGGUUGGAAAAAUAAGAAUGGCAACAUAUUUCGUAUUUAUUUGAUGUUAAUUUUUACUUGAUUAACUUCCUUAAUUUCGUAGAUAUUCAUUGUUGGAACCUGCAGAAGCCUGAAGCCUUGGAAUUGAAUCCCCAAGAAGCAAAGGAAAGAAA